Trichoderma harzianum CBS 226.95 is the source of this 669-nucleotide messenger RNA. RefSeq lists its product as hypothetical. The record is from RefSeq and is a predicted model, not a curated record. NCBI's taxonomy places the organism in Eukaryota, Fungi, Ascomycota, Sordariomycetes, Hypocreales, Hypocreaceae. Gene Ontology annotation, molecular function: metallopeptidase activity. The coding region runs from base 1 to 669 and encodes 222 amino acids. The transcript has a single exon.
AUGCUACAACUUAAUAGUAGUGCUCAACUUGCCGUGCCGCAAUUUAGCCACACUUGCAUAACGGAAAAAAAGUUCCCCUUCAAGCCUGGCCAAAAGUCUGACCCCCUUGCUCUUUGGAUUGGAUAUUUUGGUAACAUUCCACGCUGGAAAAAGGGCCAGGUAGUCCAAUUUGCGGCCAAAGCAGGAGGUUAUCCAACUCCAAAACAUGCCAUAUUCGCCGCGUACAAGCUCAACAUGGCCGCCAGGGAGUGGAACAAUCUCGAUAUUGGAGUUACUUUCAAGUGGGUCACUGAUAUAGAGGACGCAUGUUUUGUACUCGCCUAUGGUGGCAACCAAGGAGGCACCUUGGCCAGUGCUUUCUUCCCUAACAACGACAACCUCAGCACGCUCUUCGUAUAUCAGCUGGCCUUUGACGAAAAGUUUAGCCCAUACCAACACAAUUUCUAUCUUCAUGAACUGGGCCAUGUCUUGGGGUUGCGCCAUGAAUUCGCUUUCGAAGAGGGCGGUGCUGUGCAAUUUGGACCAGCUAACUACGACUCUGUCAUGAACUACAACAGAGAACACCCACCUUACAUUCAGGAGUCGGAUAUUGUAAGCGCUAGGGCGUUUUAUAACCUCAAAAGUCCAUAUGAAAAGUUAAAUAUCAUCGACUGGUAUCCUGAUAACUAG